Molecule: messenger RNA, 2026 nt
Organism: Aspergillus pseudotamarii
Lineage: Eukaryota; Fungi; Ascomycota; Eurotiomycetes; Eurotiales; Aspergillaceae
Exons: 2
Coding region: 327-1343 (338 amino acids)
Source: RefSeq, a predicted model, not a curated record
CACGUGAUCAGCCGCUUCUAGAAGACAGGAUGGCGACUCGCUGUAACUUAUUUAAACCGCCGGCGCUCUCGUCUCAACGGUCUCGUCAGUCUAUUCUCUGUGUAUCCCAGGGCUUCGGCGUCUUCUUUGACUCAACCCAGCAUCUUCUGCUGAGCUAGGGUGAGAAGACGGCUAAUCUCGAAGUCUCGAGCUUUGAAACUUCAGGUUCUGCCUCAAAAGAAGUCAUGAAGUUAAUCCGUCACACUAACCACCGACGGUGAAUCUGCCCUCAUCACUUCUUUCCUGCGACCGAGACCUGCGCAUUUAUACCUGCCUUAGGCGUCAAGAUGAGUUUCCUCGAUUCGGUUCUUUCAUCCAUCGAGACGGGCAAACCGUCUCCCCUACCGCCAGUCACUACCACACAAUCAGCGCCCGUCUCCUCAUCAACUGCCAAAUCGGAGGCCCGCAGGCCUAGCACUACCCCGCGUGAUGUCGCUGAGCGGACAAGUAAUGCUGCAGGUACGAAACGCAAGGCUGAGGAGCUGCUGCAACGUCCUCAGAAGCCUCUUACCCAGACAUCUAGCAAACAAUCACUCUCUAGACCAAUGGCUGCGGCUGCGGCCCCUAAACCCCGUUCUACCACCACAUCAGUUGCGAGGCCCACCGUAAAGAGCAAUACAUCAACGUCAACGGCACCACAGAAAGCAGCUCCAGUGUCUUCCAAGCCUCCCCCGAAGGGUUCAUUUGCGGAGAUUAUGGCAAAGGCAAAAGAGCUGCAGCAGAAAGCCCCAACGCAAGCGGGCAUGUUCAAGCAUCAGGCUGUACCUAAAGAGAAGCUUAGCAAGAUGGAACGCAAGAAACGAGCAAUGGAAGCACAGGCGAAGGAAAAAGAUGCACGAUCGGCAAAGAGACCCGGCAGCACGUCUGGUCCAGCAACAGGUAGCAAAGCCGGUGAUGAAAAACCUGCUAGGAAACGGGAGCCUGAAGAGCUGUCGUACAAAGGUACUGCAAGGCCAACACCCUCUGCAGUACCGGAAUACAGAGGUACGGCUGGUUUACCCGCUCGAAGCAAUCCAAUCGAUCGGAAAGCACAGGCUCGAGCGAGCAAACGAUCUAGGAUGGACGAAUAUCUUGGAACAGACGAGGAAGACGAGGGAGAAUAUGCAGACGACUACGAUGAUUACUACUCAGAUGCCUCAUCGGAUAUGGAAGGCGGAUUUAACGAUGUGGAGGAGGAAGAAGCAGCCGCAUUGGCAGUUGCAAGGAAGGAGGAUGAAGAAGAAUGGCGUGCGGAGCUUGCAGCCAAGCAAGCAAAGCUGGAGCGCCACAGGAAGCUUUCUACAUUGGCAUCCCGAAGACGUUGAGGCUACAAAGCAGUCUUUCCCCUUCAUUUUUUUUUCUUUGUCAGUAAUAUCUGUUAUACUUCUUCGGCACAUUUUUCUUUUGGCUUGGAACGGAGCAUCAGCGAGAAAUACCCGAGGGUGCAUUACAUAUGACAUCUCUUCUUUUCCCCUAUUUCUUACUUUCUCUUCUCUUUUAGGGCAACUUCCUGUUUAUGAUAUGUUUUUUGAGUCCUUCUGUGCAUUAGCGAGCGUCAUGGUGUUGAUAGAUAGGGUGGCAACGCUGCUCUCUUUAGUGUUAUCUUCUUUUCCUUCCGUUGGAAUAACCCUAUCCGGUGUUUUUGUGUCUGUUUACUAGGUGGGGAGAGGCGUCAUUCUUACAUCUUAUGCUUAAUUAUUGAGAGAAUUGGAACCCAUGGACAAGAUUCUUAUCGCCGGAUCAGCCCCACUUAGUAGGCGGUGACAUCACAGGACAUAGUCCUCUUAUUGCUUGCUUCUCUUGCACCUCCCCUCUUGCUCUCAUAAUCUUCUCUCCUCCAUGAACAACAUACCCUCUAUUGCUUGCAUGUAUUGUUUCUUUCCGAUUGAGUAGCAAGAUUCUGUAAUAUAAUCCGUCAUGGAGGCUCAUCAUAUCACGACUUCGCCUAAGAUUCUCUUCAGUAAGGUACGCAAGAUUGUGCCGCCUAUGCUGGAGAAAUUCCACAAAG